Messenger RNA from Annulohypoxylon maeteangense, 2822 nucleotides. RefSeq names its product FAD-binding domain-containing protein. Gene Ontology annotation, molecular function: FAD binding; oxidoreductase activity. The transcript has 3 exons. The record is from RefSeq and is a predicted model, not a curated record. The coding region runs from base 659 to 2656 and encodes 665 amino acids. Lineage: Eukaryota; Fungi; Ascomycota; Sordariomycetes; Xylariales; Hypoxylaceae.
CUUCUCAACACCAAACUCUACUUUCGUAAUAGCUUCAUUCCAUUAACUUGAUUUACAUGAAAAGGCACAUACAUUAUAUCCUUUCCAAGCAAGGGUUUACCUUCUCCUCUUCUAGCCUUUUGAUACAUUAUCAUCAAAAUCAAGAUGGCGAAGCUUAAUUAUUUCUAUGAUAAUUUCAAUCGAAUACCUCUCUCAUAAUCAAAUUAGAAUGGAUAUAUUCUGAUGUAUGAAGCUGAAAAGCUUCGGCAUCUAGACCAAUACGUGCCCUAUUACUUCGUUCUUGUACAAAACCAGGUUAAGCUACCUCAGGGUUACUACGAUACCAUCGUCGCAUACGAAUUGCCGGCACAAAUUGACCAUCACUAUGUCGGCUAAUGAGGCCGACUAAUAGCAUCUCACGUGUGCCCGCUCCCAACUCGUAUCGGAACCAUAUAGGGAAAUUAACGGUUAAGUGACGAUAUCGCCGUUUCGUCAUGGUGUUGUACUGUAUGGCCGGAAGAAGUGCAUGGGAGGGGUGAUUGGUAUAGGAGUUGACAGCUUCAAUAACUCUUAUGUCAUGGCAUCCAUCUAUGGGAUCCCUUUCUUAUGACUACAACUUCCGUCACCCAAGAAUUACCGCGGCGCUCUUUUCAAGUAAAUGUGAGAGCUUUCCAAACUUAUGAUGCAUUUCAACGCGCUGCUAAAAGCGAGUGUCGUAUUUACACUUUCGCGGCUCGGAUAUGCUCAGACAAUUGUCGUGGAUGGACAAGUCAUCAGCGCCAAUGAAUCUACCAUUUCUCCCGCCUUCGUCACAGUCAACGCCUCCUCUUCCAACGCCACAGCUGAUCUCUUUCUUGGCGAAACACACCAGCUUACGGAUGCUGUCCUGAGGAAUCUCACCGAUCUUGGCUUAACGAACAUAGUCUUGUUUGGCUUCGCAGACCCUGCGACGGCCGCUAAUCAUUCUAUAAUUGGGCCUUGCAAGACCUUCCCUGGGGAAUUUGUUGUCUUUCCAGGCCAGAUUACUGAUCGAGUCUUCGAUCUUCUCCUGGGCGGCAGUCUCAUUCAAACCAAACCGUUCGCUUCACCGUGCUACAGUGACUACGGGAAUCAAGAUGCGGCUAAGUGCGAUGAGAUCACCGCUCAUUGGUCCGAUAACUCCUACGUCCACACGAAUGACCCGACUUCCAUCAAUGCGAUCCUAUUCGAAGGGACGUCGUGUGUGCCACAUACUGUGAACCCCUACGCGCUUAAUUGCACCAUCGGUGCUUAUCCGAAAAUGUCAGUGAACGUAACCACCGUGUCCCAAAUCCAGCUGGCUAUCAAUCUGGCGCGUAGCCUGAAUCUGCGACUCGUUAUCAAGAAUACUGGCCACGAUUAUAGUGCAAAGAGUACCGGUGCGGGUGCCGUCUCUCUGUGGACCCAUAACUUGAAGGAAAUCAAGUAUUAUGAAGAUUAUGAAGAGGGAUCAUAUAAAGGGCCAGCAUUUAAAAUGGGAGCCGGAGUGCAAGUCUUUGAGGCAUAUGAAGCUGCGCGGGAGCACAACCUUACAAUUGUUGGUGCGGAGGGCAAGACUGUCGGGCUUACAGGAGGGUACAUCCUUGGUGGUGGUCACUCCCCUUUAUCAAGUUUAUAUGGAAUGGCUGCGGAUCAGGUCUUAUCCAUGGAACUUGUAACAGCCGAUGGCCGUUUCGUCACAGCCAGCGAAAUAUCCAAUCCCGACCUAUUCUGGGCUCUCCGAGGUGGAGGCGGUUCAACUUUUGGGGUCGUGACAUCUGUGGUCAUCAAGGCAUUCCCUGAGAUUCCAGUAACGACAAUGAGCUUCAGUCUAAGCAGCAGUGAAAAAAUAUCUAUGGACCAGUUUUGGCAAGCUGUACGCGCCUACUUCGAAGACUUCGCUAAGUACACUGAUGCUGGCAAUUAUGCCCAUUUUAAUCUCAAUGCAACGAGCGGCACCUAUGUUUGGGAUAUGGCACCAUGGUUCGCGCCAAACAUGUCGAAAUCGGAACUCGAAGCCCUUUCGAAGCCCUUCUUUGACGCAAUAAGUGCCAUUGGGCUCGAUUUAAAGCCGGUCUACCAAGAAUACACCAACUUUUACGAUGCUUGGGACAAGUCUUUCCCCUUAGAAUUGUGGGGUUCAAAUCUUGCUCGUUAUGGUAGUCGGCUUUUCCCGAGGGAAAAUUGGGAGGACUCUACAAAACUCUCGUCUACAUUUGAUGCUAUUCGCCAUGUAGUUGAUGCCGGCGGGGUAGUAUCUGCUUAUAACGUUGCUGCCGCUCCGAAAUCCGGGUAUCCUGACAAUGCUGUCAACCCGGCUUGGCGUAAGACAGUUUUACACGCCAUCGACAUCGCCGCGUGGAGCCAAGAUAUGUAUACGGAGUUAAUCACAAUCUGGAGCAAUGUCUUGACGUCGGAUUGGGGUAGUUUGUGGCGGUCGGUGUCGCCUGGUUCGGGCGCAUACCUUUCGGAAUCGGACUAUAUCGAGCCUGAUUUCCAGCAGUCGUUUUGGGGCGAUAAAUACGACAGGUUGUAUAAAUUAAAAAAGAAGAUCGAUCCUUGGGAUGUGUUCUACGCGCAGAACGCCGUUGGAUCGGAGAACUGGGAGAUGUCGGACUACAUCUUUAAUAACCUGCCUUCGCAGAACAGUCGUUUGUGUUUGAAGGGGACUAACGAUUAAUCCCUGAGAUCGAAACUACUAAGUUAAAGUAACCCACGAAAGAGGAUCAGAUAGAUCUAUGCAUCUCUCUACUUGACCGAUUUGAACCUAUUGUGGUCAGCAAGAUCGCUAAACGCCGUGUGGCACUUAUCUUAGGCAGAUUUACAGGGGUAUCUUAACCAACCAG